Rhinichthys klamathensis goyatoka is the source of this 1333-nucleotide messenger RNA. Its product is annotated as AT-rich interactive domain-containing protein 3A-like. Gene Ontology annotation, molecular function: DNA binding. NCBI's taxonomy places the organism in Eukaryota, Metazoa, Chordata, Actinopteri, Cypriniformes, Leuciscidae. Gene Ontology annotation, cellular component: nucleus. Gene Ontology annotation, biological process: regulation of transcription by RNA polymerase II. The record is from RefSeq and is a predicted model, not a curated record. The coding region runs from base 16 to 1047 and encodes 343 amino acids. The transcript has 5 exons.
CUCACGAGUGUCUGAAUGUUUCUGAACAGGAACACACACACACACACUCUCUCUGAUGCCGGUGUGUUUUCCGCAGGGACUCCGGUGAACCGGAUCCCCAUCAUGGCGAAGCAGGUCCUGGAUCUGUUCAUGCUGUAUAAACUGGUGACGGAGAAAGGCGGACUGGUGGAGGUCAUCAACAAGAAGAUCUGGAGAGAGAUCACCAAGGGUCUGAACCUGCCCACCUCCAUCACCAGCGCCGCCUUCACGCUGCGCACGCAGUAUAUGAAGUACCUGUAUCCGUACGAGUGUGAGCGGAAGGCGUUGAGUUCUCCCGGUGAGCUCCAGGCCGCCAUCGACAGCAACCGGCGCGAAGGCCGUCGGCCCAGUUACAGCAACAGCCUGUUCCGCUUUAGCUCCGGCUCCGCCCCCCACAUCAUGACCCCUCCCAAGAUGCAUCUGUCGGCAUUCGGGGCCCUGAACGGACUCCCAGGACCGUCUCUGAAGAAGGGACUGGAGGACGGCGUCUCCUCUCUGCUGGCGGGCCGCUCUCCCUCGCUCUCUCUGGCUCUCGGGCCCCAGGCGGGUCUGAGGGCCUCCACACUGGAUCCGGGGCCCCAGGCGGGUCUGAGGGCCUCCACACUGGAGCAUCUCAGAGAGAAGCUGGAGACGGAGGCGCCGGAGAGGAAGAUGAUCCGACUCGCUGAGGAGCAGCAGAGACUCAUGCAUCAGGCCUUCCAGCACAACCUGAUGGCCAUGGCCUCGCAGAUGCCCAUGAACCUGCGGCUCGGGGCCCCGGCCAGAGAAGAGAAGCAGGAUCUGGCCAUGAGUAUUUCCUCCACCGGAGCAGCGAGUAUCAGCGUGUCAGUGGAAGUGAACGGCAUCAUUUACUCAGGAACUCUGUUCGCGCAGAAGUCGGCGUCUGCAUCUGCGGGUGUGAGUGUGUGUGUGUCUCACGCUCCUCCAGCUCGACCCUUCUCUAGCUCCGCCCCCAGCCAAAGCCCCGCCUCUUCCUCCUCCCCCAAGGGGCGGAGCUCCGCGGAACCGUCCACCAGCGGCUCCCCGUAACCCGAGCCGACCGCAAACUGUUGCACAAUCAGUACCUCAUUCUCUGCUGUCGACAUCGGCUGUCCGCGUGUUUAGAAACACAUUUACACGUACAUGGACACAUAUGCAUAAAAUAACAUCGCUGGGCCUCAUUCAGGAAUCACAAGUUAACCGUUCAAAAACACUCUUACUGUAAGUUUAUUUAAAUAGCACAUUUCAUACACUAUGGCAAUUCAAAGUGCUUUACAUAGAAAGGAAUUAAAAUAAUCACAAAAUAAAAGCAUGGAAAAUUAAAAGAGAUAUACAU